GAAGAGAGAGAGAGAGAGCGAGAGGAAGGAGGAGGAGGAGGAGGAUGGGAGUGAAUCUUACCGCUCUUAAAUGACCCAUAUCUGACAGUAGACCUACAUAUAUUAUCUCGGCUGGUUCUUGCUCUUGAGGAUUUUUUUUUUCUCCACCAAAGAUGUCGGCGUCGGCAAUAUUUAUUCUCGACCUGAAGGGAAAGGUGCUAAUCUGCCGUAACUACAUGGGGAACAUGGACAUGAAUGAGAUUGACCACUUCAUGCCCAUCCUGAUGAAGAGAGAAGAGGAGGCUGAGGUGACGCCUCUGGCCACCCACGGUUCCUCACACUUCCUGUGGAUCAAACACAGCAACCUUUACUUGGUGGCGAUGACGAAGAAGAAUGCAAACGCUUCCCUGGUGUACGCCUUUCUUUAUAAAAUUGUACAGGUGUUUAAGGAGUACUUUAAGGAGCUUGAGGAGGAGAGUAUUCGUGACAACUUUGUGACGGUGUACGAGCUGAUGGACGAAGUGAUGGACUUUGGUUUCCCUCAGACAACUGACAGCAAGAUCCUACAAGAGUACAUCACCCAGCAGGGUCAUAAAUUGGAAAUCGGAGCUCCUCGACCUCCAGCCACCGUCACUAAUGCUGUGUCCUGGCGGUCAGAGGGCAUCAAGUACAGGAAGAACGAAGUGUUCAUGGACGUCAUUGAGUCAGUAAAUCUACUGGUGAACGCCAAUGGCAGCGUCCUGCGGAGUGAAAUAGUGGGCACUGUCAAGCUCAAAGUAGUCCUCUCGGGGAUGCCUGAACUCAGACUGGGCCUCAACGACAAAGUGCUGUUUGAAAUAACAGGCAGAGAGAAGAGUAAGACUGUGGAGCUGGAGGAUGUGAAGUUCCAUCAGUGUGUCCGUCUGUCACGCUUCGAGAACGACCGCACCAUCUCUUUCAUCCCCCCCGACGGCGAGAGCGAGCUCAUGUCCUACCGCCUCAACACCACAGUGAAGCCUCUCAUAUGGAUCGAGAGCAUGAUUGAGAAGUUCUCUCACAGCCGUGUGGAGAUCAAGGUGAAGGCUCGGAGUCAGUUUAAGAGCCGGUCCACUGCCAACAAUGUGUCCAUUCUGGUGCCAGUGCCCAGUGAUGCCGACUCACCCAAGUUCAAGACCAGCACAGGCACCGCCAAGUGGGUGCCCGAGAAGAGCGUGGUGCUGUGGAACAUCAAGUCUUUCCCUGGUGGAAAGGAGUACACGAUGCGGGCGCACUUUGGGCUGCCCAGUGUGGACAGUGAUGAUUUGGAAGCAAAGAGACCAAUCACAGUUGACUUUGAGAUCCCCUAUUUCACGGUGUCUGGGAUUCAGGUACGUUACCUUAAGAUCAUAGAGAAGAGCGGUUACCAGGCAUUACCAUGGGUGCGCUACAUCACACAAAGUGGAGAUUAUCAGCUCCGGACAAAGUAAAGGGCACAGAUGCUGCUAGACGAAUGGAUAUUGUCUCUCUCUGUCUGUCUUCCUCUCUCUCCUCCUCUGUUUCUCUGGCUCCCCGUCUGCAAUGGACAGCAGAGGUCAAGCGCAGGACGACACAUGUAAUUGUUUCCUGCUCUGAACGGAAACCAGACAUCAUCCCUUCCUCUAAGACAUGCUCAACUCAGAUGGGAAAGGCUGUUGCAUCACCUUUGACCUGUGACUUUUUUAAGGGCUCCUCAGGACUCCAGCAAAACGUUUUAAUAUAUUAAUAAUGAACUAAUAACUUUGUGACGCCGCUUGGUUCUGGCAAGUUCUCCUUUCUUCGCUUUUCAUGUGAUAUUCUCCGAGGUUAAUUUAGAGCUAAAUUCUGGAGGGAAAUACAUUUUGAAGCAUGUUUUGCGCAUUUUGAAAUAUUACGAAAUAUACGAUUUGAAGAAUUAUCUUUUUUGGGUGCUUGGCUUCUCCACUGAGAUGUGUAGCUUUUUACUGUAUAACAUGCAAACCAAAAGAUUGUGUCGUGCCAACAUACAGUAACUGUGAUGGGUCAUUGUCAAUUCUUUAUUGCUCAAAGGAAGAGCAGAUGGGGGAUUUUUCUGAAUCAAAAGUGUGCCAUGCACUCUGUCAGGUUUUAUUCUUUUCUGUAGGGAUUGUUUUUGCCACAUCAGCAUUAGCAUCUUUAACUGCAAGGGUUUUUACUCCUCAUAUGUUUUGUCCUUAAUAACCGCUUUAUGAUCCAUACACAGUACAUUUGACUCUGUUGUUAAUCUGCCUCCCUCUCAAAGACAUAUGUUUUGUAGGAACCUUUAUAUUAUAUAUUCAUUGCCUUAAAAAUUGCCUAUGUAUCAUCAGCUUUAGUGCUGUGAACACAAUCCCCAGUGCACUGAAACUAGCACCAGCAUCCAGAUUAAUGAUUAAUAAGACACAAUAUUGUCAGAAGCGUUGGCAGUGUAACAUAAUACCGUCAACGUGCUCUCAUGGGGCCUGUAACCUUGUCCUUGUGCUCGAAAUCAGCUUGCAGCUUCGAGGCAGAGACCGAAGGAAUGGGCCCGGUGCAGAAUUGUUUGUCAUAUUUCUAUCUAUUGUUUGUAAUGUUCUAGUAAGUCCCCUGUGGAUGUUUGAAGGGCAAAACAAGGGGUUGAUGAGAGGGGGGCCGUACAAAGGUAGAAUAACCUGCAGGGAUUCUGAGAGUAUUGACAAUAUCUUAAACUAAUUGUUUUUCCACAACUCUUUUUUUUUUUUUUAUAUAUGUUGACCUCUGAAGGCCCAUACACUUCUUCAAAGCAGUUUGUGUUGUGAUUUACUUUGUCUGUUGUGCAUGCAUUGCACCAUAUCAGUUCAGCUGCUCUGCCACCAGCAAAGAAGAGAGUUCUGUGUCGAUUUAUAGCAUUUCUGCUGUGAAGCACAAAACAAUCGUUGUGCUAUUGUCUUAUCUUAUUAUAUUAUCAUUAUCUUGUGUGGGGACAUUUUUCUGACACCAAUGAGGAUUGUUAAUAAGUGUGUGUUCUCAUGUGUUUUCAUUAAUUGAUCAACUACUAUUUGUCGAUAGGAAGCAAAGGGAUAUAUUUGGAAAUAAACUUUUUUUCUAUGUUG
This is a messenger RNA of Anarrhichthys ocellatus (wolf-eel), 3020 nucleotides long. It is a transcript of the gene ap1m3, whose product is annotated as adaptor related protein complex 1 subunit mu 3. Gene Ontology annotation, biological process: vesicle-mediated transport; intracellular protein transport. The transcript has 12 exons. Bases 153 to 1424 code for a protein of 423 amino acids. The record is from RefSeq and is a predicted model, not a curated record. NCBI's taxonomy places the organism in Eukaryota, Metazoa, Chordata, Actinopteri, Perciformes, Anarhichadidae. Gene Ontology annotation, cellular component: clathrin adaptor complex.